GUCUCGCAUCACACAUGCAUCAUCUGCGUGUGACGCAAAUUGUUAGGACUGCUGUUCAAUAAUGGGUGAGAUGUAUGAAGCGCGUUACUAUGUUCUUAAAAAAGUCUGAGAGGCUGCAACCUGUGUUGUAUAAGCACAUGAAGCAACAGAGUGCCUGUCUGUGGCUCGUCGACUGAGCUGUCUGUCGCUCGCUCGGGUUCGGUUCUCGGUCGAGACAAUACGCACGAACUGACGUGAGUGCCGAGCACAACCCUUACGUCGGUGAGCACAGACCCGGUCAGAGUAGAUGGGAUCGCUCGUCCUCCGAGUGGUGAGAAAAUGGAGAGGUUUCUGUCGCCUACCGCGCCGCUGCUCAUCCUCAGCUGCCUGGGUUUCUCACGAGUCUUUGGGGACAGCUUAGCUGCUCCCUUCAAUGUGACCCUCAGGGAUCUGAAGGCCAACUCUGCCGUGGUGACAUGGGACAUCCCAGAGGCAGACUUUGCCAUCGGCUUCGCUAUCACACAGCAGAAGAAAUAUGGACGCAUGCUGCGCUUCAUCCAGGAAGUGAACACCACCACAAACUCCUGUGCACUAUGGGACUUGGAGGAGGAGACAGACUACAUUGUGCACGUCCAGUCCAUCGGCAUGCUGGGGCCCAGUCCGCAGAGCAAACCCCUGAACUUUCGGACGCCCAAAGAGGCCGAGACGCUGGCCUCCGAGAGUAACGACGAGGUGACCAUGGAGGAGGUGGGCCAGAGCGCACAGCUCAGGGCUGGGGAGCUGAUCAUCAUCGUGGUGGUCCUGAUCAUGUGGGCAGGUGUGAUUGCGCUCUUCUGCCGUCAGUACGACAUCAUCAAAGACAACGAGCCAAACACCAACAAGGACAAAGCCAAGAACUCCUCAGAGUGCAGUACGCCUGAGCACCAGUCGGGGGGGCUGUUGCGCAGUAAGCAUCCCAGGAACAACAAUAACAACAACAGAACUCCGUCUGUCAACAUCAUCGAGGUGUGACCGCUGGGACGCCGUCUCUUUAUAAAGACUUUGUGUUCCUGCACAGAAGCAGGCCCGCCACUCUUUGUUUUUUCUGGCCAUGAGGCAGAGGGAACUCGUUGUUGGAGGAGGCUCCUCCCCUCCGAUAGGGGAGCGGGGGCGCGGCUCUCCACAGGCUGCUGGUCAUGGCCUGGCUUCUGGCGGUUGGGUGGAGAGCAGAGGCUGCCGCCACGCGAGACUUUGACCGUGGCGUUGCAGUGGUGCUUAGUGGCUUCCCCGCCACGGCAGAGAUAAGGGCCAAGCAGGCACGGAUAUGAGUCUUGAUACAACAAGCCCCACAAACGUCCCAGGUCCCAGCCUCCAACCAACCUGUACAUGGAGACUGAGAACGAUUGAUAGAGCGAGGGACCAAUUCUAUCUACGUUCUCUUCACCCUCCCCCCUUUAGGACCUGUUUCUGUACCCGCCGUAUUACUGCACGUAGCCAACAAACACAGCCUUUUUGGAGAUGCCGCGGCACAGAACAGUGAGACCCGUCCUCUUUGGGGGACUCCCCCCCCCCACCCUCCCCCCCCCUCGGCAAUCAACGCCCCACCACCCCAGCCUUCACGCCCUGAUCUCUUCUUAUUGAUUUUCCUAGUUUGGUGGAAGAUGCAGCACUCAGAUGUGUACACAAUGCUAUUUUUCUUACCCAUCCAGUGCUAUUUCUUGUGCUAUUUCUUCUUUACCCUGCCGUCAUCUUUUUUUCAUUUAGUCCUCUCUGCAACUUCUGGGAAAUGUUGUCUUUCUGCCAGAUGGUUUUCCCCUCUCAGGGAAUCCUGUCUCUGUGGGGCUCAUGUAGGGGCCCGCUCUUUAUGAUUAAUAAAAGGCCCUCGAUUUCCAAGGGCAGGUUUGUUUGACCUUGAUGUCCUUACCCACGGUUUGAUCGAUUCUAAAUGUUUCUAAGAGUCCACAGACAUUUCCACCUUCACCAACAGACUCCAUUUUCACAUCUGGGACCGAGAUGUCACAGAGAAAGAAGGGCUUCCUUCUACCAAUAUAUUUUUCGACUGGUCAACAUUUAAAAAAGAACAAAGUUUUGCCACACAUGUAUGGAGCACUGUAUUAAGUGGACUGAGCUGUGCAGUUAUUCAAUGGGCCAAACCAACCCUUUCUCCCCCUACAUUUUACUGAAUGCGCUGUGGUGGGUACGAGGUAGCUAUAGCUAUAUAUAAAUCAAAGGAGAAUAAAUAAGAAGUGCUUUUGAGGGCUGCUUAAAACACAAUAGAACUGCCUUAAAAAUAUAUUAAAAACAUUUUAUGAUAGAAGAAGGAAUGUCAACCGGCCCAAUGCCUCACUUGAAGUCCUAUUGUUUAAAUGUUUGAGAUGUCAAAAUAACAAUGUCUAUUCCCAAACUGAAUUUAAACCUAUGACACAAGAGAGACCCUUGCACAUUGAGUUAUGACACACUACGCAACUGCAGAGCUGAAAUCGAUGGAACUUUGUCUUCAAUAUAUAUCAUGGAAGGCUUGCGGGCAUGACAUUUUAAUGUGUAAAUACAUUUAAGUUUAAUUUGUGUGUUGUGCUGGAGAGAUUUAUGAAAGGCAAAGAAAAAUGAAAAUGUCUGGCAGCCCUUUUUUUCUCGAAGAGGACCUGUUAACAGCUGAAGAUGAAAUUAGGAGGCAUUUGGUUUUGGGGCAAUAUAACUUGCUCUAUGCUGUAAAGAAGCUUCAGGUGAUAAAUCACAGCGUCAUCAUCAAUUGUCCGGUGUAACUAUCACAAUGUGUUGUGUUGUUGGUGUGCGUUAGAAUAGAGACAUGAACAGCAGAAAUGUAAUUCCUUAUCGUGAGGGGGAAAAAGUGAGUGAACAUCAACCCAUCUAUACUUUGUUAGUCAAUAUGAGUUUUGGCAUUGACUGUACACACAAUCUGGGCACACUUGCGAAUUGAUGGGCACCCUUUCAACAUGUACAGAGAAAGAGAGCAUGAGGGAAUAGGGCAUGCAAGCGAUAGGUCUUGAAAAGUGGCCAAACCCUGGCUAACACAAUGGCAGACUUUUAUCCCUCAAUUUCAUGCUCUCUCUGUUCGACUUCUAUGUAUAAUGAGUACAGAAGCUCAAAGCGUCCCAUUUCCAUGAUGAGCAACGUUUCCAGUCAGAGAAAGACGAGGGGUUUAACAGUGAGUGAUGGCAAGGGACAGGCUAAGCCGUCAUCAACAAGGGUUCAACCACAACCAACAGACCAAUAGCCAGACAUAGACAUUAUGGCUGCUCAGAAAGUCUCAGAGCAGCGUUCUGCCUCUGAGCCAUGAUCAUCAGGACCUCAGUGGAUGGGAAACCUUUUUUCCAUAACACCACGGUAGCUUGCUCAAUCAAUAUCCAUCGACCGGCAGUGUAACCGAUAAUGACAGUCCUCCCGUGGAGAAUUGCCUUUCCUAUUGUGUCUUAACAUGGUGAUAAUCAAUUUCCACUUUGGAUUUUCCCUUUAGGCCAUGUGUAUUCACCUCCAUUUUAAACUGUUUAAAUUGUACUUGUAUGAUCAUUUAUGCAAAGACUUUCUUACAAACAUUGUUAAUUACUGUAUUAUACACAUUUUAUUUAAUAUAGCUCAGAUGCUACUGUAAAUAUAUAUUAUUUAUCACCAAUUUUGGAGGUCUUUAAAGACUUUGUGUCAGCAGUCAUUAACAUUACUAUGAAGUUUCCAUAGUGUAGGAUGCUAUUCAGCAUAAAGAAGAUUUAUUAAUUCACAUGUGGAUCUAUGGAAGAAAGCUGUGUCCGACCUUAAUGUCCCAUAUAUCUUUUCAACAGUUUAUUAUAAUUAUACCAGAAAUGGUAUAAGCCGUCAUCCAUAUAGAGGGAAUACAAACCAUUUUCUAAACCAACUUAUUGUGAAGUCUGUUAAAGUUAAACAUCCACUUUAGCCUGGAGAUGUUAAGCCACUGUUUUUUAAAACGAUGACCCUUUCUCCAGUUUUGGAAUGGUCCAGCUGUUAUUAGAAAUCUAUCAGUUUAGCUUGCAUUGAGCCUUAAGAUCAUUGGCCGUUUCAAAAUAUUCCAAUACAUUAUGUACUGAAAUAAAAUGUGAGGAUUAAACAUGCCUGGAAAAUGCAAGUCAACAUUACAAUAACGAGGCUGGCCAUAUUGUUUUUCCUUUUCUAAUUAGCAACAUCUUUAACGCAUGGUUCAGCAGGCUGCUUUGUCAGUGCCAUCUUGUUUAUUUUGCGUUCAUAAAGCAUAUAGUAGUCAAUGCUUACAGAGGGCUAGCACGGUUCAAUUGUUAUGUACAAGGUUUCACAAUUUCCCUAAUGAAGAAUAUGGUGUAUGCUUACUUAUGUAUGCUUGAAAAUGUAAUAAAAAUAUAAUCUUUAAUUUUUACUCCCAAGAUCCAACAUGUGUUCAUGUGAUCAAAAAACUAAACUAUGUCAUCGAAAACAUACUGAAUACAACCACAAUGCAAUUAUGUUGAUGAAUGAAUAUGCCACUGACUUUCCCAAUCAAAAAAAGAUUUAUACAAUAUCUACCAGGUAGUAAACUCGGAUACCUUCUCGAUAUUCCACUCGACUGGUUCUUUCCAAACAGCAUUUAAUCUAGAGCGGGCAAGUGCUUUAAGGCAACGUGCCUGGAUUUAUAAAGUUUAAAGAAAUCAAUGGAUUGCACAU
Molecule: messenger RNA, 4602 nt
Organism: Gadus macrocephalus (Pacific cod)
Lineage: Eukaryota; Metazoa; Chordata; Actinopteri; Gadiformes; Gadidae
Gene: fndc5a
Product: fibronectin type III domain containing 5a
Exons: 6
Coding region: 319-990 (223 amino acids)
Molecular function (GO): protein binding
Source: RefSeq, a predicted model, not a curated record